Messenger RNA from Caenorhabditis elegans, 1223 nucleotides. It is a transcript of the gene F55G1.7, whose product is annotated as F-box C protein. The transcript has 6 exons. The record is from RefSeq and is marked reviewed. Bases 1 to 987 code for a protein of 328 amino acids. NCBI's taxonomy places the organism in Eukaryota, Metazoa, Nematoda, Chromadorea, Rhabditida, Rhabditidae.
AUGUGUUUAUCUCAUUUACAUAGACUCGUUUCUUCUGGAAACGAUAGUUCGAGGAUUUCAUUCUUCUUCUCAAAUCUCAUUUAUUCAUCCAAAUCUUGGACAGUAUCCGGACGCAAUGAGUUACAGAUACUAAUGUUACCGGAAAUCAAUUGCGAGGUCAACAACUCAAAGUUUCUACUCGAAGUGCUAUCCACUUUGCAAUCGAGUUCAGACGAAGUACUAUUACCAUUGUACUGGAAAAUGGCAGACUUCAGAAAUCCCAAUGUUCCGAGUCGAUUCAUGGUUUGUCUCCGAGAAUCUCUCCUCAACUCUCGUAUUGGCUGGUUCCUUCGCUUUGUGCUCCGUCCACGAAGUCUUUCACCAGAAGAGAUUAUUUCAAGCAAUAGUGGAGCCGGACCAUCGAAUGCAGAAAUUCCUGAUCGAUUUAUGGAAAUAUUCCGGAAUUUGCCACAAGUACCAAUGAACCAUAUGUUGAGAAUGCUCGAUUGGAAUGAUAUCUUCAGAUUGCAACUUGUCGCUGGGCCAUUUACUGGUUAUUUUGCAAACAACCGUCGUAACUAUGCAUUGAAUCAUUUGGUGCACGGAAGUGUUGAUCUACUCGGGACCGAAUUUGUCCGUGUCAGACGAUACCACAAUAAUCACUUGACAAUCAAUCACGCACAAUUCGUCAAAAGUCUUGAAACAGUCAACAUGUCCACUUUCUUGAUAAGACAGGAAGGAGAGCUUCGUGCCGCGUCAUUUCAUAUUCCAUUACUGACAUGUCAAAAAUUGGAACUUCGAAUUGUGAAUCCGAUUGAAGGAGAUGAUGAAUCCGAACUGAUGCAAAUAUUCGAGCAGAUCAUUGAAAACUCCCACAUCAAACAGUUGAAUUUAAUUGGCAGAAAAGUUGAAAAUCCCAGAGAAUUGCAAACCCGACUGGAUAAUAUUGCCUCCAGAAGCUUAUAUCUCAUUCGAGAGCAAACUAAUAUUGUUAUAAUCCGUCCUUAACUCUCCUACUUUAUCCGUUUAAUUUUUGUAUAUACAAUUCCAUCUUGCUUCCAAGAUCUUCUUGUGACCCUUAUUUUAUCCGAUCAUUUGAAAAUAAGUUAGAAUUCAUCCGUCAUAUCCACUGUUGUUAGGUCAUUCAUAUGAAAACUAUUCUUGCCAGUUUUUUAUCUGUAUUAUUUAACUUUUUGAUUAUUUUGAUGAUAAAUCGUUUUCGGAAAAAAAUGCUGGUAGGUAAA